AUGAAAAUCUACCGGGUUACGUCGUCCUCACCUCCUCUGGCGGUGGCCAGGACCAACCGAUUGCAACACGGCAAUGGCAUAGUGGGUUUCUCCCAGGUCAGUUUCAAGGAGUCCCGUUCCAUUCGACCGGCGAUCCCGUUCACUACGUCACCAACCCUGGCGGUGUCAAUAGCUGAACAGCAACGGGACGUUGUAGAUGCCGUGCAAACCUUGAACGGUAUGUUCAAUGAGACCGUGGAUGAUCCAGCAAUCGCGACGCGGGUUAGUCAGUACGAGAUGGCGUUCCGAAUGCAGACGAGUGUCCCAGAACUGACUGACAUCUCCAAAGAGCCGCAGCGUUUCUUGAUAUGUACGGCGCAACACCCGGCGACGGGUCCUACGCGUCAAACUGUCUCCUCGCACGAUCGGUUAGCCGAACCCGGUGUUCGGUUUAUCCAACUCUACCAUCGCGGUUGGGAUCAUCACGGCGGCAUUGAGAACGCCAUCAAAACGACUGCAGGCUAUGUUGAUAAGGCAACAGCUGCGCUCGUCAAUGAUUUGAAGCAGCGCGGUAUGUUAGAUGAUACCUUAGUGAUUUGGGGCGGCGAAUUUGGUCGAACACCGAUGGCACAAGGCACCGGACGCGACCACCACAUCAAGGGAUUCUCAAUGUGGAUGGCUGGCGGUGGAGUCAAAGGUGGUAUUAGUUACGGUAACACCGAUGAAUUGGGGUAUAAUGCCGUUGAAAAUAUCGUGCAUGUCCACGACUUUCACGCCACGAUGUUACACCUCUUCGGGAUUAACCACGAAAAACUGGUCUACCGUUUCCAAGGACGAGACUUCCGCCUCACCGAUGUCCACGGACAUGUCGUCCGAGAAAUUUUGGCUUAA
Messenger RNA from Geodia barretti, 870 nucleotides. NCBI's taxonomy places the organism in Eukaryota, Metazoa, Porifera, Demospongiae, Tetractinellida, Geodiidae. The record is from the annotation of a GenBank genome assembly.